Molecule: messenger RNA, 2629 nt
Organism: Oryza brachyantha (malo sina)
Lineage: Eukaryota; Viridiplantae; Streptophyta; Magnoliopsida; Poales; Poaceae
Product: poly(A) polymerase I-like
Exons: 14
Coding region: 448-1995 (515 amino acids)
Biological process (GO): RNA processing
Molecular function (GO): nucleotidyltransferase activity; RNA binding
Source: RefSeq, a predicted model, not a curated record
CCCUCUCCAUUGGCUGGCGGCGGCGCACGGGCAGAAACGGCGAAGACGCGGCGGGCCAGCGGCGGACGGCCAGCCCUGCAGCCUACGCCUUGCGAGGCAGCGCACGGCGUAGGGAGGCGGCGGCGCGGCGAGGCAGUGCGCCAGCCGGCCAGCGUCGGCAGGGGAAGCUCGCGACCGCGAGGGCGCGAGGCCGAGGCGGAGGGGCGUGGUGUUCGGCGGUAGGGGGAGGCCGGAGGGAGCGGUGGCGUGGCGGCGUGGGCACUCGCGGGAUAAGGAAAAGCAGGCGGCAGUCAGCGAGAUCGACGCAGCAGCCCGGCCGGCGCGCGGCGGUAGGCGGCGUCUGGCGGAAUCCACGCAGCAGGUCCAAGGUCGCGUGGCGGCUGGAGCUCGGCGGGAUGAACGCAGAGAGCGGAGCCGUGGAGGUUUGACAAUUGAGAAGUAUAGAAGAUGUAUAAGAAAGGGGAGAAAAAGGCACAAUCACAAAGAGGAUUUGUUGAUAUUUCGUCAUGGAAGCAUUUUGACUCAAGGGCUAUUGGUAUUACUAGAGGGGAUAUACCUCGCCACACCUGGGCUGUCCUGCACAAGUUAAAACGAAAAGGGUUUGCAGCUUAUCUUGUCGGGGGAUGUGUGAGAGAUUUGCUACUGAAAAGGGUUCCUAAAGAUUUUGAUGUGAUUACUACUGCAAGCCUCCAGCAGAUUAAGAAAAUUGUUUUCCAACGAUGUAUAAUUAUCGGCAAACGCUUUCCAAUAUGCCAGGUUAAUAUGUAUGGCACAAAAAUUGAGGUUUCUAGCUUUAGCACAAAUACAAAUGAUGUGAAGGGAACUAAAGAUAUAAGUUGUUCCAACGAGUUAAAAUGUUGUGACAAGGGGGAUAUUCUUCUCUGGCAGAAUUCUAUGAAAAGAGACUUUACAAUAAAUGGCUUAUUCUUUAAUCCAUUUAACUCUAGGAUUUAUGAUUAUGUGAAUGGAGUAAGGGAUAUUAGAAAAAACAAGGUGUGUACAGUGAUUCCUGCCAGUGUUUCUUUCGAUGAAGACCCUGCUAGGAUUUUGCGUGGCUUGAGAAUUGCUGCCCGCCUUGGUUUCGAGUUCUCUAGUGAAACUUCUAGUGCAAUUCGAGAACUUUCGUCGUCCAUAAGACUAAUUGACAAGGCAAGGUUAAUGAUGGAAAUGAAUUAUUUGUUAUCUUAUGGGGCAGCAGAGUCUUCUCUUAGGUUACUCAGAAAAUAUGGACUUCUCAAUAUGUUGCUGCCUUUCCAGGCAGCAUAUUUCUCAGAUCAGAUGAAGGAUAAAUCAAAUGACAGAGAUUUGAUGCUCAUGAAACUACUGGCUAAUCUUGAUAAAUUACUCUCUGCUGAUCGGCCAUGCUCCUGCUGUUUGUGGGCAGCACUGUUGACAUUUCACAGUGCAUUGGUAAAUUCUCCACAAGAUGCCCAGGUAAUCAGGGCUUUUGGUGCACUGAUGUAUUUUGGAUCAUGGGGGAGCACAGUCAACUUCUUGAAUCAAGAUAUUGGAGCACCAACUCCCUUCAUUCCUGAAACACUGGGGCCUUCUCAGAGCAAACUGGACAAUCUCAUGGAACAAACAUCACAUCUAGCAUCGCUAGUCAAGUUGUCAGUUGAUAUAUUGACAUCUUUAGAUGCUCUCGAACAGUCGCUGGACAAAUACUCAGAGGCUUCACAAUUUUCAGGAUUGGUGCUUGUAUCCCGCAGGGAGAGGGAGAGAGUGUUGGUAAUAUUUGAGGGCCUUGAUUCCGACUUAACUUCAUAUGAAAGAACAAGAGGUAUGCACGAAAUUGACUAUAGGUUACUGAAGAACGGAGACCCUGAUGAGGUUCGGUUUGUUCUUGGGAAAGUAAUCAUGGACACAAUGAGCGAGGUGUUACCAUGUGCAUCCACAGAGUACCAUCAGCUAAACAAGAAGGCGGGUACAGGUGAUCUUGCUGACGGAAGCAAUCCUUCAGUGUCACUGUCCACAUUAUUCUCCAGUAAAUCGUGAUGGCAAAACCGUUGUCACUCAACAAAAUUAGCCAGCAUGGCAGCAUCUCUUCCAUUCCGUCAAUGAGGCUCAGCGCAUCAAAGUGCUUGCGCGUGCAGGAUGCACAUCAUACAACUCUGGCAAGCUUUUACCUCAACCCACGUACGUGGAUGCUGGAGAAUAAUGUUCGUACCCAACUGCGCAAGUGCCUUGACGUUUCUUUUUGGUAGUAGAACAUAGAGCCUACUGCGUGGAUUGUAUCAGAGAAAGUGUAAGCUUAUAUUAUUCAUUUUUGAUCGUGAACUCGAACGAAUCUUUAACCGGUUUUGAGCUGUGUUAGACGACGAAACCGCGGUAACCGUUCGCUCCGUGGGGCACGGUAAGGGUAAGCCGCGGUGGCAUAUGAAUUUAGGACAAACUCAAAUUGAGGAAAUUUGAAACCAAAACUAUGUGGUUGAGAUGGAUUUGCAGUGAUGUUUAGUGAAAGAAAUAGAUGAAAAAAGAACAAAUGUAACCGCAAGAACAAAGUGAAAACAAAAAAAUAGCAAGAAAAUUAUCUAUUUGAAUUAUUUUAGGGUUAAGAUUAUACUUGUUAGGUAAUAGUUACCAUUUGAAUCAUGCGUAGGUAUACAUUUACUAGGAAGAUGUAUCUAAG